CUGAGAUCAGGACCAUUACAUCAUCGCUCCGAGAUAAGACCAUGCCCGCUUCCUGAAAUGUGAUUGGAGGAGGGAAACCAGUCCAGGGAGGUGAUUGGUUAAUGAGUACCGCUAAAUGGCGAGAGGGGGCGGGGCUUUAGAGGCGCGUAGGGCGCUUCAAAUACAGCUGAAGGGAGAAGGCGCACAGAGAAGAGCCGGAGAUUUCACGUUGCUCGUGCUUGUGCUCGUAUUGUGGUGCUCGGGGUGAGAGAGAUUUAAAAGAGAAACGGAAAAGUAGAGACGGUAUAAAUAAAGAAAUCAAUCAAUCAACAAACAAACAAACGCCGCACGAGCGUUUCCUUGAACGCACGGACUCUGUUGGAGAGAGAAGCACACCGCGCUCGCGCUCGGUCGCUCGCGCUCGUACUGGAGCCAUCCGGCGUCGGCUGGAGGAUUGAAUGAGCCAACGCCUGUGACCAGCACUCGAGAUCUCCAAACAGACCUUCAGCAUGAAGAGAACUGCCAUUUCCACUCCACUGCUCUCCAUCUGCCUCGUUCUGAUUGCAUGUCGCUGUUCCCUGGCAUCGUCAUUCUGCCCAGCUCAGUGUGUUUGUGAAACACGGCCAUGGUACACCCCUCAGUCUGUGUACCAUCAGGCGAAGACUGUGGACUGUAACGAACUCCAUCUAAGCACCAUCCCACGAAACAUAUCUUCUGACACUCAGGUGCUGCUUCUCCAGAGCAACAACAUCUCCGUGGUGACUUCAGAACUGCGGACUCUUGUCAACCUCACUGAGUUGGACCUCUCUCAGAACCACUUUACCCAAAUCCAAGAUGUUGGUCUGGGCAACUUAACCCAGCUGGUCACCCUUUACCUGGAGGAGAACCAAAUUAAAGAACUGCCUGAUUUCUGCAUGAAAGAUUUAGUCAGCUUGGAGGAGCUUUAUAUAAACCACAACCAGAUCUCCUCAAUUGGCCCCCAUGCCUUUUCUGGUUUAGGGAACCUGCUUAGGCUCCAUCUAAAUUCAAACAAAUUGGUGGCUAUUGAUAGUCAAUGGUUUGAAUUCCUCCCGAACCUGGAGAUCCUCAUGAUAGGUGAGAACCCUAUACUUGGAUUGGAAGAUAUGAACUUUCACCCUCUUUCAAAAUUGCACAGUUUGGUACUAGCUGGCAUGGGCCUCAGGGAAAUACCUUCUGGAGCGUUUCAAGGACUGGAAUACCUAGAGAGUCUCUCAUUUUUUGAUAAUAAACUGACAGAAGUGCCGAGAGAUGCACUGCGCGCUCUGCCAAACCUGAAGUUCUUGGACCUCAACAAGAAUCCUAUUGUGUAUGUGCAGGCAGGUGAUUUCCAGAACUUUGCCCACUUGGAGGAGCUCAGCAUGAACAACAUGGAUGAGCUUGUGGCUGUGGAAAGAAAUGCAUUUUCCAACCUCCCACAGAUGGCCAAGUUGGAGGUUUACAACAACCCUCGUCUGUCCUAUAUCGACCGCGAAGCUUUCCGUGGCAUGUCUAGCUUGCGCACUUUGCUGUUCCACAACAAUGACCUCACCCUCCUUCCUCACGAGGUUUUAACUUCCUUCCCCAGCCUGGACGAAGUCAGCCUCCAUAGUAACCCCCUCAGGUGUGAUUGCCUCUUGGUCUGGGGGCCAAUCUUUGGUAACCAGUCAAGUCUCAAGCUUCUGGAAUCCAAGAUUACUAUGUGUGCCUCUCCUCCAAACCUGGUAGGGCACUCUCUCCAGGAAGUGGUGUCAAAUAACUGGGACAUUUCAAGUAACACCUGCCUGCCAGUCAUAUCUCAGAAUAGUUUCCCUCCCAAGCUCAACGUCACAGCUGGUAAGCCGCUGACGCUUAACUGCCGUGCUGUGGGUGACCCUGUCCCUCAGUUCUACUGGGUAACCCCCACAGGUGACAAAGUCACCUCAGAAGUUGUCUCCCCAGCGCUGAAUGAGGGCAGCAGUGGCAUGAGGAAGCACAGAUUGCAGGACCAAGGCGCUCUGGAGAUCCUCCAUGUUGACCCAGAGGACGGUGGUUUAUAUACAUGUGUGGCAUGGAACACAGAAGGUGCAGACACCCGGAGUGUCUCUGUGUAUGUAGACAAGAGUAAUUGGCAUGAUGACAGGCAGAAAGCCAACCAGCAAGGGGGAAGGAACACCACUGGAGCCCUGGUUAUCCUUGCAAAAGUCAUCCAUGCACAAUCUGUAGUACUGGAAUGGAAAGUUUACCCCACUACCCGUGUCUCCAGCCAUGAGAUGCUACAACCCAAGUGGCUCAGUGCCACUAUGAGAAUCAACAACCCUCACAUUAGCUACACGGCGAAGGUCCCGGUGGACGUUCAAGAAUACAACCUCACGCACCUGUUACCCUCAACAGAGUACCAAGUCUGCCUGACCAUGGCGUCGACAGAGCAGCAAACUCAGCAGUCCUGCAUCAAUAUCACCACCAAAGAAGCCAGCUUUGCUGUAGAGAUAGUCGCGCAACCGAGCAACGUUGCCUUGGCGGCGGUGAUGGGCUCCAUGUUUGCCAUCUGUAUCAUGGCGCUGCUGGUGUUUUACAUGGGAAGACGUAUAAAGCAGAAGUCCUGCCAUCACUCGUUGAAGAAGUACAUGCAACACGCCACCUCGAUUCCCCUCAACGAGCUCUACCCACCUCUCAUCAACCUGUGGGAGAACGAAACUGAGAAAGAGAAAGAAGGGCCCGUCGACCCUCAAAGCUCACAAAUAGACACCUCAAAGACAUACAUGUGGUAGUUCGGUACAGGAUGCAUAGACGGACACUUUAAACAAAGUAUGUACGGUGCUGUACAUAGACGAUAAUUGUACGUAGUUACUUACUAAGAUGUCAUUGUGAAAGAUGUAUUUUUAGAUAUAACCCUCCAUAGCUGGAACAACUCUCUACUUAUUCGGGUACGGUUGUGAAGUGGUUAUAUACAGAGUAGAUGAAUUUUUAAAAGUGCCCAGCCAAACACACCCUUGCAAUAAUCUCGCAUCAAGUUUCUAUGAACAGUUCAACAUUACGCAUGCAGAUAUAUUAAUUAUUUGUCUAAUUUACUAACCAUAGAAACAUUACCGUCACGAGUCUGAACCGAAGCCUUGUCGUCCCUGCACAGGCUGUUGACAGAGUCAAGGUUGCAUAUUUUUGGAUUUCUUGCAUGGUGUUCUUGCAUGCUGUUUCAGUUAGUGCUUAGAAAGUACCUUCGUUUUUCUCGCGUCUUAAAAUACAAAGAUGUGAGAAGGUGGAACGCACACCCCUUCUGUAUCCAUUCCGAUGUUUAUCACCUGCACUGAAUUCACAAAUCUUAUCCGCCAGCUGUUGUGAAAAUCGCUGUUACCUGCAACUAAUUAGCUGUCAAGCAUAAUUAAUAAUUGCUACAGCAACGACGCAGCUACGUGUAUUUACUUUUUACUUUUGGAGCUCACUUUUGAACUGUGUAUGUCCUGAAUGUAGAUAUUUUUUACUUUUGCUGAUACACUUUCUUUCUUUUUCUUUUUUUGUCACUCGGUACGAGUUGAAUGAGGUGUACAGGUUAUACUGAAGCUUGGUGUAAUUUAUGUUGGGAAACACCUACAAUCUCUUCUGUCACAUAUACGAAAAAAAAAAAGAUCUACGGUCUAUAAAUAAUUGAAUGGUGACACAAUGUUGUCGUUUUGGCUCUGAGAAUUUAAAAUCAGCUUAAAGUGCAACGACACAGCUUCACGGUCACUGUCCCAAUUUUUUCUAUUUUUUCCACUCAAUGUAUAUAAUCACCAAAUUCCGAGUAUUUGUAAUAUUAUGCUAUUCGGCUAGUUAAGAAUAUUCCACUUUUUGGCUCUGAAAAACUAUAUAGAAGAAGCACAGCAGCCCGAAACCAUUAUCUGCACAUCACUUCCUGUUUCAUGCUGAGAUUAGCUAUAAGCUAGCUAAUCUUAAUUAUUUAUUUCAUUUAGUCAUUUGCAUUUUUGUAUUUAAGUAUUUUAGUUCAUCUACGUUUUAUUAUUUUUUAUACAUGUCGGUUUCUAUUUUGUUUCUACGUCUAUUUAAAAAAAAAUUUUUUUAAAUAAUUUUCCUAAAAUGCUAACCGAGAAGGACCAGAUCAAGGCGCUCAAAGAACUGGAAUCGUUAAAGGCUGAAAUAAAGGUACUACAUAAAUGACAAAACUUAACUUCUUUUCUAACCAUAUUUCACAUGAAGAAUCGUGUGCUUUCUCUCAAAACAUUUUGUUAGCAUGUUGGUUUUUUUUUUUUUUAUUCUAGUAAUUUAACAGAUAAAUACUAACCGAUUGAUCUUGCAUAUUGGAUCAUAACGUACAUCGCAAUGUGUGUGAAAACUACUGCAUUUGUACAGCAGAACUUUGUACAAUAACUAUUCAGACUUUAAUAGCUAGGUAUGUAGUUCUUACUACUAAUGCUAGUUUAUUUCGAAAUAUACGCACAUAGUAAUUCACAGUCGUUUAGUUUCAGGAGAAAGUUGAAUAAUUAUAUAAGGAUUAUUACACAUUUGUUACCUACAUUAAUCUACUCUUUUCGGUCAGACGUACAUGUUUUUAGUGAUACAUUUGGUACAUAAGUGUAGAGCUAAGCUACACUAUACGUGUAUAAUUACUUACGUACUUAUGACGUAUAGACCAAAUAUUACGUGUAGGUACUACAUUAUUAACUGUUAAAUUCUGAAUAAUUAUUAUUUUUUGACACUAUUACUGUACAGAGCUGGUAGCCUUCACACAAAAGUUCCAAAAGUAAUUAUUUGUACCUAUCCAGAGACAGACAAAUCAUAUAUUCGUUAGCUAGCCAGACAUGCAAACGCUCCGUUUAUUCAUCUGCGCAGUUCCAAGUUCCCGGAAACUGACUAGGCUAAAAGUGAUAGCUGAUGUAAUAUUUUAAAGUAUGGCAAGCUAGUUAUGAAUACAGGGAAAGGAAAUGAAUUUGCGUUUCUAUGAGUAUUCCGCUUCAUUCUAACAGUUUGUAAUGUAAAACAUUGUGUUUGUGCUCUCGACAAAGAGUAAGCAGCUAGACAAAUCGUCUAGCUAGCUUGGUAGAUCCAUGUCUGGUGUGUGUAGUGCAGCAGGUAGUGGUGGGAUUCGGAACACAGUUUUGAUCACCAAGGUGUGUAGCGUCAUCAUGAAGCGCAUUACAUAGCUUUAUACAUAGCUGCAUACCAAAUGAAAAAAUUUGUUUUGGCUAAAGUCAAUAACAAGUAUGUUUUUUUUUUUCUCAUGGUUGUUCGAUCUACUUGUCCAGCAGGCGACGAUGAAUAAAAAGCUGAUGACCUGAACAUGAAAUCUGCUUGUCCUAGAAGCCCAGGCUACUGAUUUGCCCAAUUUUGCUAUUAAAUAAUAGGUACUUAUCAUACUAUAAAAUAAAAAAUGCUAGAGAAUUUCUAUUCAUGCUAGAGUUUAUGCCAGAAGUUAACUUAGGAAGGUCAACAGUACGUUUACAUUUACCAGGGCAGUGGUAGCUCAGUGGUUAAGGCAUUGG
Ictalurus punctatus (channel catfish) is the source of this 5429-nucleotide messenger RNA. RefSeq lists its product as uncharacterized. The transcript has 2 exons. The record is from RefSeq and is a predicted model, not a curated record. Gene Ontology annotation, molecular function: protein binding. NCBI's taxonomy places the organism in Eukaryota, Metazoa, Chordata, Actinopteri, Siluriformes, Ictaluridae. Bases 489 to 2726 code for a protein of 745 amino acids.